UAAUAAAAUUUAUAAUGUCUAAAAUAUAGAAAUAAGAUUAUGAAGAAGUUCUCAAAAGAAAUCCUAAUGACAUUAAAUCUAUGAUAGCAUUAGGUUGUUAUUCUUAUUAUUUAGGUUAAAAACUUUUGUAAUAAUAAAAAAGGAAUUAAGCACUUUAUUGGUUUGACGCAGCAAUUAGUCUCGAUCCUAAUAUGGUUGAUUCACUAUGUGGAAAAGGUAAUAUUUUAAAGAAUAUAGAAGGUGAUGCUUUGUAGUUAUUUGAUAAACAUUAGAAAGCAAUCUAAUGGUAUGAUCGAGCUUUGAAUAUUGCUCCAAAUCAUGUUCCAAGUUUAGUUGGAAAAGGUAAAUUAUCAACUUUAUCAAAAUAAUAGCUAAAGCCUUAUAUCAAUUAGAAUUAGAUUUUAAUAAAUUAGCCAAACGUAUUACUAUUUUUCAUUUUAUUUAGCUAAAGUCUUAAACAAAUAGAUAACAGAAUCUAGUCUUUAUGAACGAGGUAUGUAUUAAGAAUCAUUAUUUUCCAUACUUUAGAUUCGAUAGAAAAACUAAAAAUGGAAUAGCGUUUCAAAGAAAAAGGUAUAAUAUAAUGAUCAUCUAUCAUUUUAGAAGAUCAAAACAAAGAAAAAUUAGAAAUUCGUCUUAAAGAAAAAGGUAUAAAAUAAACAUUAUAAUUUAGAGAAAAUUACUAUGAAUAAGGAAUA
This is a messenger RNA of Paramecium sonneborni, 698 nucleotides long. The record is from the annotation of a GenBank genome assembly. Lineage: Eukaryota; Ciliophora; Oligohymenophorea; Peniculida; Parameciidae.